AUGCGGCGGGCCACUAAUUGCCCACCCCCUCUGUGCGAUGGCAAUUCAGCGCGCUCAUCCCCGUUGUCCUCGCCUCCACUGACCCAAUCCGCCACCAGAGAAGCUUCAGCCUCGCAAGAGGGAAAGCAAUUUCGACCAACCAGAGAACUUCCAUUUGAAGUCGCCCAGCAUGUUCAGACGUAUCUCGAAGAAGGACUCUUUACCCAAGCAUUCGAUACGUUACUCUCAGUCACGGGCAAUAACGCAUUCUCCGUUAGUGCUUCGGCGCCCGUGACAAUCCCGCCCGUCUCGCACCUCGCGUUGGCGGCCACGCUUACAGUCCAUCCAAGCACGACAACAAGGACAAACGAUCGGGAAAAGUGGAACCAAGCAAACGCUGCUCUACGAUUGCUCAAACUAAUUCACUCCCUUGUCGGGCCCGUUAAUGCCAACUUCGCCGCGGCAUUCACCUUUCACAAAUUUGACCUUCGGUUUUCGCGACGGACUGAUAAUCGAGCGAGCGACGAUGACGAGGAAGGUGAAAGUGAGGAUGCUUUUCGUGAUGACAAUCUAAACACGACUUAUGCCCGCUCGCACAGCCUCUGGACCCGGGCCGAGGAUUUCUGGCGACUGGUAGGCUGGGCAUUCAAUUGUGCGUGUUUACCAGGGAUGUAUGGCUCACGAUGGACUCACUACCGUCUUCUACUUGAGUUUCUGGUCAGCAUGAUUGAGACGGACUGGCGUAUCCGGACUAUCGGAGAGAAUCCCUCGCCGGAUGAGUCCUUGCUAUGGCAGUACAUUGAACUGGCGUCAAGCGGACACGCACGGCAGAGAAGAAUCAUCCGCGCAAUAUUCGCCGACGGAAGUGCACGCUCACUCGCCGAGUUCCGAGAGAUAUUCGCCCACGAGCUGAAAGAGCCAAAGCAGGAAGACGGCACGGCCAAGAAGCUUGAAAAGCAGGAACAUGUCAAUAUCGAUCAAGAUUUCUACGGCGACUACCUUGGUCAAGAGGAUGAUGAUGUCUCCGACGGGGCUGCAAAUGAUGGUGAUGCUAUAAGCGUGGGGGGCGGACGACGUUCGAAGCGGCUAAGGACAGGAACAAGACCGAGGACACCUUCAGCAAAGAGACUAACGCCACGAAGCAGCAACGGCAGCCUGAGAAGUUCCUACACCGAUGCCGAAGGAGAUACAUCUACUCCCUCAGCACCAACUCUUGGUGACUCAUCCUCCAUUUCCCUCCGUCUCCGCCUGUUGCGUCUCCUGACGUGGGUUUCCGCGCACGAUACGCUAACAUCCACAUCCCCGACCACUUUCCCGGACCUGGAAGAACUAUUUAUCCUCUUCGUGGAAUUCAUACGGCCUUUGUCCUUGCCAGUCUUCGCCCAAAUAGUCCUCCCCUCCCCGUCGAAUCCCUUCGAUGCCACGACGUUGACGAGCUUGUGCGAGUCCAUCCUCCAGCGCAUGUUGGAACAUUCCGCCCCGAGCAGACGGAGCAUGGUGCUCCUCUCCCAAAGCAAACUCGAGGAAGAGUAUCUCCGCUUUGCGGCGAGCAAGAACAGCGCCGACGCGAACGCACGGGUUUCCAUCUUGCUGGAGUCACUGGCUCGCACGCUCGCAGGUGUGGGUGCGUUGAAGAAGACCCCUCUCUUAUUGGCCGUUGUGGCCGAGGGAGUAGAGCGGAGGGUGAAUAACGUUGCUGUUCGAGUGGGAAAGAAAGGGGUCAAGACGGAGAAGGGGAAGAGACAAAGCGAAGAGGCUUUGGCAUGGGAGUGGCUUGUAGAGAGUGGUGAGAGGAUAUCGAAGAUCGUGGACGGCUUGGAUGGGCAGGCAGACACGAGGAGGGUCAAGGGCGCUGUCUCUAAAACAGCAGAGGCAUUAGAUGAACAUGAACACACGAUACACGUCAGUCGGUAA
Molecule: messenger RNA, 1893 nt
Organism: Cladophialophora yegresii CBS 114405
Lineage: Eukaryota; Fungi; Ascomycota; Eurotiomycetes; Chaetothyriales; Herpotrichiellaceae
Exons: 1
Coding region: 1-1893 (630 amino acids)
Source: RefSeq, a predicted model, not a curated record